GGUGGUGCUAAGGGUGGUGCCAAGGUUAUCAUUGAACCUCACAGACAUGCUGGUAUCUUUGUUGCCCGUGGUAAGGAAGAUCUCUUAGUUACCAAGAACUUGGUACCUGGUGAAGCAGUUUAUGGUGAAAAGCGUAUCUCUGUAGAUGGCCCUGAUAACACCAAGAUUGAAUACCGCGUCUGGAACCCCUUCAGAUCCAAGUUGGCUGCUGCUGUCUUGGGUGGUCUUGACCAUAUCCAUGUUGCUCCUGGUAAAAAGGUUCUUUACUUGGGUGCUGCCUCCGGUACCUCUGUCUCUCACGUAGCUGAUGUUGUUGGUCCUGAAGGUGCUGUUUACGGUGUUGAAUUCUCUCACCGUCCCGGUCGUGAUUUGAUCAACAUGGCCAAGAAGCGUACAAAUGUUGUGCCUAUUAUUGAAGAUGCUCGUCAUCCUCAAAAGUACCGUAUGUUGAUUCCUGAAGUCGAUGUGAUCUUUGCUGAUGUUGCUCAACCUGAUCAAGCCCGUAUUAUUGCUUUGAACGCCCAUUACUUCCUCAAGAAUGAAGGUCACAUUGUUAUUUCUAUCAAGGCUUCUUGUAUUGAUUCUACUGUUGAUGCUGCUACUGUCUUUGCCCGUGAAGUCAAGAAACUCCAAGAAGAAAGAAUCAAGCCUCAAGAACAACUUACUCUUGAACCUUAUGAAAGAGAUCACGCUGUCGUUGUUGGUAAAUAUGUUAGACACAAGUAA
This is a messenger RNA of Gilbertella persicaria, 726 nucleotides long. Its product is annotated as rRNA 2'-O-methyltransferase fibrillarin. Lineage: Eukaryota; Fungi; Mucoromycota; Mucoromycetes; Mucorales; Choanephoraceae. The annotation marks the transcript as partial. Gene Ontology annotation, molecular function: histone H2AQ104 methyltransferase activity; RNA binding; rRNA methyltransferase activity. Gene Ontology annotation, biological process: rRNA methylation; box C/D sno(s)RNA 3'-end processing. The record is from RefSeq and is a predicted model, not a curated record. Gene Ontology annotation, cellular component: small-subunit processome; box C/D methylation guide snoRNP complex; nucleolus. The transcript has a single exon.